AUGACGCGUGUGUUCUUUCGCCUGGGCGUGAAAGAUGCCAAUGCAUCGUUUGUCCAUAUUGAUCUUAUUGCACUCAGCCUUCAUUUCGUCCUGGCAGCUUUGGACGGCCUUCGAGAUGCGUGGAGAGAAGGCAGCCGGAACACAAAAGCGAGGGCCCAAAUAUUGGAGUCUAUCCUGGCACCGCUCUGUCUGCAGCAACGCUGCCGUGGGUCGUACCCCUUUCGUAUCCCUCAACAUCAAGUCAUGCAGCAUCAGGCUCUUCUGGGUCUGCAGCUCCUAGGCUUUCUUCCCGGGCCGUGUCCUUCUCCAUCAUCAUUAUCAUCAUUGGCGUCAUGUGGCGCUUUGCUGAAGCCCAAUUUUUCUGGGACGACCUCCGCCACUCCUGCAGACGCGGCUGGGGCAGCCACUCUGCCAGCAGCUGCAGCGCCAAGAGGCGGUGCUUACGGCGGUGGGAUGCCUCCCGUCUCUAGCAGUUGGUUCGUGCCGCCUUCUUCACAUCCAGUUGCCUUGACUGGUGAAGCAGUCCACAACUGCGGGGCAGGAAGUGAAGGAAUAGGGUACAGGGACGUUGCUUCACUCGCGCACCACUCGGCCCGUGGGGGUACUUCUGAAUGUUGCUGCUGCUGUGGAUACGGCCACGAUCGGGCGGGCCCUGCGCGUGCAGGAGCAAAGCCUUCGUUUAGCGACGAUUCACGCAUUUUCCCCGAUCGAACCGGUCACUCACAGCAUCGACCGGGGGGCCGCCACCAGCCAUCUCCUGGAGAUCUUCGCUGCAGCACUUCAGAAAAGGCAGCGAGCGCACGCGUUCCUCUGCAAGCAGGCAACUCCGGUAGAGCCGGCAAUGCAGGAAUGAAAGCCGGUGCCGGCGGCUACGUGGCGACCGGAGAGGUCGUUGGAGGCGGCGGGCAGACGGGGCCUAACGGAGGCGCGAAGCAGAGAAGAGGCAGAUACAGGACGGCUGCUGUUGUCGCUGCCGAGGAAGGUGACGACGCAGACAUAUAUAAGAAACCGCGGCCGGCUGUGACGUCACGACGCGUUCUGCUGCAAAGGCAGCAACAGCAGCAUGCUGCCACCGGAACAACAGGAGGCGUCGGACAAGCCUCGACUAACGGCGCGUGCGACGUGCCCGAGGUGAACAGUCUGACACCCUGUCUGCACAGUGACAUGAAUGAACAGAGCACUGCUGCUCCUUGCAACCAGCAUCUCGGCGAACUAGAAAAUGGUGAAACAGACGACACUCUCGCGGAGCAGGACCCGGAAGCCACCAGCGUGUCCGACGCAGUUAUCAGCACACCCUCGGCAGGCGCCGAGCACUCCGCGUGCGGCAUCGAGGGGGGCGAUUCAGGAGAACAACAGCCGCAAAAGGAUUUGCCGCCGCGCAACGCUAUUCCCGCGGCGGGACAACGGUCGGCAGGGUGCAACGAUACCUCUGGCGCUGUAGAUACCGCAGCUACAGGACGGACAGCAGCAACAAAUCUUGAACAUUCGCCUACUCAGACGCCACCUCCGCAAUUGCAGCAGAGCGGGGCUGCUGCCGUCCCUGCAGCUGGGAGCGCACCGCAUUCAGGCAAACAUGCAUCAGUUGGAGCAGGCGCUACUAUGACAAUGAGGACGACUCGACACAACAAAACAAAGCAGCCGGGAGUGUUUCAGUUCACUAGGGGCAUCAAGCGCUUCUGGGCAGCUAGUUGGUACGCGGAUGGACACCCAGGAUGGAAGGCAUUUUCCGUGGAGAAAUGGGGUAACACUGAAGCUCUCAAGCGCGCCAGAAAAGCGUACGAGGAGAAAGUUCCGCAUGGAGCGGCAAUGCUAAAUACAUAUAAUUUGGGCACGGACGAGACGGCGACGGGAGACGGAGAUACAUCUGUUACGUCUCCAAGUGGUGGCGGCGCUGUCAAUGGCAGUGAAGACAUUCGACGCGGCACUUUAGCUGUCAGUGACAGCUCGCAGCAGAAGCAACGGCCAAACAUCGGGAAAGAAUCCCAGCGUCAGCAAGACCGCGGUGUCCUUCUCCAUCAAGCUAGCAAUGCGCCGCGAGCAAACAACGGCCGGAAGAAACAGCAACAAAGCCAGUCGGGCGCGGCAGCCGUUGAAUCUGCGUCCGACCAGCGGGGAUCCGAUUUGACCUUCCAUGGCAGAAGCACUGGUGCCUCCUUCGGCAGUAGUAGCAGCAUAUUCAGUGGAGACACUGAGAAGCACACGAAUCGGUUCCCCGCGGCCACACAGACACAGCAGCAGCUUCAAGGAGACGACUUUCUUCAGGCAUUCUGGGACGAGUUUGAUAGCAACGACAGCCAGGCUGUUGGGACAGGUGGAAUUCUCUCUUUGGGAGGAUCGUCAGGCCGAUGCUCCGCAUCUUCCUGUUACGACAGUAGUAGCAGCAGCGGAUUCUAUUUGAGGAGUUCCCUCAGCUACAGCCCGAGGCCCGGGUCGGGGGAAUCCUCCGACGGCCAUCAAGGCUCAGCGAUGGAUGGACACAAACAAAAGAUACACAACUUUUUCGGAGAACCCGGCACGGAUCAGGGUGCAUUGCUCGGACGAGAUCACAGUAGUAGACACGAAUUCGAGGAGGACGAUCUAGCGUUGCUGAGCCCCACACAGUUCCUCUUAGGCUCUGAGAACGAUGAUAUCACAGGCAAAUUGCUACUUUCCGGACCUGACAUGGACACACCGACGUUGCCCCACAAGAGCCUUUUCACCACCGAGAUGAGGGCAUGGGCCCUUGUUGCCGCCGCGACUGCUGAAGUCUCAGCUGUGGCAGGUCUCGCAAUUCUGCGGGGAGUCUGGGUGAAAGAAAUUAACGAUGGAGCCGCAGUCCAUCUAGGAUUGGCAGCAAGCCUCCACGCUCUUGUGCAACUUCUUGGGGCGGCGGUACUUCCCGUGAUUAUGCUCAAGACAAGCUUUACAACUGCAACACGGCUUAUGCUCUUUCUGCACGCUUCGUUCCUUCUUAUUCUUGCCGCUGCUGUCGGCACCGAUUUGCCGUCCUUCUACUUGACUCAUGUCUUAACUGGCCUAGUGUCCUGCGCGGCCGAGACCUUGCUGAACUGGACCUUACUCACUUCUCGAGACCCCAUUGAGCAACUCAAAGAUUUCGCCAACUUCCAGAAUGCGUAUUCUGUCGGACCGCUCCUCGGUGCUGGCGUCUGUGCUACUGUUUUCACCAGCUACGAGUUGUGGGCAUACAACAUGACAAGAACAGGAACGGUGGUUUGUCCGUCAGAACACGGAGUUCGAGCCGUCUUGGGGAUUCAUGGGCUCAUCAUGAUCCUCAGCUUCAUCGCUCAGUUCAGCGCGCCAGUUCCUUCAAGCUGUGUGGCAGUUCGAGGGUACACUUACGAAGACCUGAUGGACGCGCUGACUCUCAGUAAGAACUGGGCAGACAAGGCUGCUACAGAAGAAGAAAUAGAGAAGACCAAUGAACAAGAAAGGAGGCGGGUUUCGCUGAAGGCAGGAAUGCCGAUUCUGAGAGUUGCUGAAGACGGCAAGAAAAUUGUGCGGCAUCCCACGGGAAGAUUCCAGCCAGAGGCGGCAGGUUCCGGAGACAGACCCACCAUAGAAAAGACGAUCUUCGACCGCGACAGCGAGGAAGACUACGACGAUACUGGCAGCGAUGAGGAAGAGGAUAGCCUCGACGGCAGCGGGGAGUUCUCUAGUACUGACAUCCACAGCCAGGCAGCCGACAGUUCCGACAGUUCCGACCAAGCGGUGUCCCCAGCAGUCGAACCUGCGGAUGAUUACCAGCGCGAGCACAGAGACAAGUGUCUCUCGAAACUAGACUCCGCUGAAGGCAUCAGACUCGCCGACGCAGUCCCGGUGGAUCUGCCGAGUUACCUGGAGACCGUAAAAAAGACAACAAAAGACAUUAGCAAAUACGGCGGACUAAAGCAAGCGCCUCUGGAGUUCAAAGUUCAUGAUGAGAAAAGGAAGGAGCGAGCAGAAGUUCGCGGAGGAAAGGACCUUCAGCUGGUUUACUACGGUUUCUCUGCAAAUGCUCAUAUUUGCUUCACCACCAAAGAAGUGACGGAAAGAGUUGCAAACACCUGGAUAGAGAGACAUAUGGUCACCAUACCGCAAUUGGAUUUCCUGCCCCUCAAGUCUUACAACAAAGAGAUGUUGACGGAUGACGCGCUCAAGAAUUCCGUUGCAGUCGUCCGGCACGCUGUAUACUAUAUUGUGGGAAUCAUUACCCAGAUCGGAGUGCUUUUCGCCAUGGGCUUCUCGGGGGACAGGGCUACUUCCAUCAUGCUGAUGUUGAUCUGCUGCUGUGGGGUUGGCAUGUUCAUUCCGGCCGGCGUGAAGGCAGGGACCAAGAUGGUGCCCCUGAUGAUGCAGCUCCAGCAAUUCGAUAACCAGCUGUGCUCGGCUCACGUUGUGAAAAUCAUAUCUCCCACCAUUAUAGUGACUGUUUCUUUUAUCGUAACAAGUACAACCUUUUGUCUGCGUCCGCGUGCGUGGGCAUUCGAUGGACGACCUGGCGCGGAAGAAUCUGGACAGUGUUUCUCGGCGACCUUAACAAAGACUGUGGAUGCUUUAGAAGCCGCUACCGAAACUCCGCAGAAGGAGUUAGCUCCUCAGCCACAGACUGGAGGGGCGAACACAACCGGAGAUCCCGUAGAGAUGAUUCAUACAAACAUUGCUAGAGUGCAACAGGCGAUCAAAGAUCUAACGGAUAUAGGGGAAAAACCUGCAGUUCUGCCCGGAUGUGUCCCUGAUGCUGACGAGGCAGUGGACGGAGACGCAACUCCGGCCUUUUGGGGACAAAUUGCAAAAACAUUAGAUGGCCACACGUCCCCAUUGAGGGCGCUAAGCCGCCAGCAUGCCAGCCGCAUUUGA
Neospora caninum is the source of this 4836-nucleotide messenger RNA. RefSeq lists its product as uncharacterized. Bases 1 to 4836 code for a protein of 1611 amino acids. The record is from RefSeq and is a predicted model, not a curated record. The transcript has 13 exons. Lineage: Eukaryota; Apicomplexa; Conoidasida; Eucoccidiorida; Sarcocystidae.